Messenger RNA from Centrocercus urophasianus (Greater sage-grouse), 1638 nucleotides. It is a transcript of the gene CPNE9, whose product is annotated as copine family member 9. Gene Ontology annotation, cellular component: plasma membrane. Gene Ontology annotation, molecular function: calcium-dependent phospholipid binding. Bases 1 to 1638 code for a protein of 545 amino acids. The transcript is spliced from 20 exons. The record is from RefSeq and is a predicted model, not a curated record. NCBI's taxonomy places the organism in Eukaryota, Metazoa, Chordata, Aves, Galliformes, Phasianidae. Gene Ontology annotation, biological process: cellular response to calcium ion.
AUGGCGGCUCCGGGAGCGCUGGAAGCGGCGGCCGGCAGCGUGCCGGGCACCAAGGUGGAGCUCACCGUGUCCUGCCGGAACCUGCUGGACAUGGACACCUUCUCCAAGUCCGACCCAGUGGUCAUCCUCUUCGUGCAGGGCACGGGGAGCAGCGAGUGGAAAGAAUUCGGGCGCACCGAGGUGAUCGACAACACCCUGAACCCCGACUUCGUCCGCAAGUUUGUCCUCGAUUACUACUUUGAGGAGAAGCAAAACCUUCGCUUUGAUGUCUACAACGUGGACUCUAAGAGCUGCUCCAUCUACAAGCAGGACUUCCUGGGGCAGGCGUUCGUGGCAUUGGGAGAGGUGAUCGGGUCCCAGCGGGGCCGUCUGGAAAGAGCCCUCACGGGGGUCCCAGGGAAGCGGUGUGGGACCAUCCUGCUGCUGGCCGAGGAGCUGAGCAACUGCAGGGACAUCGUCACCAUGCAGCUGUGUGCCAACAAGCUGGACAAGAAGGACUUCUUCGGGAAAUCUGACCCCUUCCUUGUCUUCUACCGCAGCAACGAGGACGGCACCUUCACCAUCUGCCACAAGACGGAGGUGGUGAAGAACACACUUAACCCAGUGUGGCAGCCCUUCACCAUACCCGUGCGUGCCCUCUGCAACGGUGACUACGACCGCACAGUGAAGAUUGAUGUGUACGACUGGGACCGGGAUGGGAGCCACGACUUCAUUGGGGAGUUUGCCACCAGCUACCGGGAGCUGUCCCGUGCACAGAGCCAGUUCACAGUGUAUGAGGUGCUGAACCCUAGGAAGAAGUGCAAGAAGAAGAAAUAUGUCAACUCUGGCACCGUGACUCUGCUCUCCUUCUCCGUCGAGUCUGAGUUCACCUUCGUUGACUACAUACAGGGCGGGACACAGCUGAAUUUCACCGUCGCCAUUGACUUCACGGCCUCCAACGGGCUGCCAUCGCAGCCCACGUCGCUGCACUACGCCAGCCCCUACCAGCUGAGCGCCUACGCCUUGGCACUCAAGGCCGUCGGGGAGAUCAUCCAGGACUACGACAGUGACAAGCUCUUCCCUGCCUACGGCUUUGGUGCCAAGCUGCCACCCGAUGGCAAGAUCUCCCACCAGUUCCCCCUGAACAACAACGUGGACAACCCCAGCUGUGCUGGCAUCGAGGGCGUGCUCGAGUCCUACCUGCAGAGCCUGCGCACCGUGCAGCUCUACGGGCCCACCAACUUCGCCCCCAUCAUCAACCAGGUGGCCGGCACGGCUGCCCAGGUGACUGACGGCUCUCAGUACCACGUCCUGCUCAUCAUCACUGACGGCGUCAUCUCCGACAUGAUGCAGACCAAGGAGGCCAUCGUUACCGCCUCCGCGCUGCCUAUGUCCAUCAUCAUCGUGGGAGUGGGGCCGGCCGAGUUCGAGGCCAUGGAGGAGCUGGACGGGGACGAGGUGCGCGUGUCGUCGCGGGGACGCUACGCCGAGAGGGACAUCGUGCAGUUCGUGCCGUUCCGGGACUACGUGGACGAGGCGGGCAGCCAGGUGCGGAGCAUGGCGCGCCUGGCCAAGGACGUGCUGGCCGAGAUUCCCGAGCAGCUGCUGUCCUACAUGCGGGGCCGCGGCAUCGAGCCCCGCCGCAACGCCGCGCAGUGA